Echinostoma caproni is the source of this 630-nucleotide messenger RNA. NCBI's taxonomy places the organism in Eukaryota, Metazoa, Platyhelminthes, Trematoda, Plagiorchiida, Echinostomatidae. The record is from the annotation of a GenBank genome assembly.
AUGGGUGCGAAACCUCCCGAGAGGGAGGGAGAGUGUAUCUAUAUUGAAUUGUUUUCAAUCUUCUUUUAUUAUUCACGUGCACUGUCUUCAAAGACACAAUCCACAUCCUCAUUGCACGGUGACGAAUACGAAGCCGGUCGUCCAUCAACGAGUGAAACAUCAAAAGCUGAACGAAGAUCACUCGAAUCUGUGGGACAAGAAAACACAGUCGUGCAACAAGCGCAGACAAACGCAGUGCCAGUACCAUCAGCUGCACCAGCACAGGAGUCCAGGGACAAUGAGAAUCGAGCAGAGCCAACGAACCAAGUAGAAUCAUCUGUCCCGGGGUGUACAAUCAACACAACUUCCGUCCACGAAGAUAGUUCUUCCAGAGACAUGACUAAACUUGACCCGGUCCUACGAGAUCUACAAUCGGCAUCGAGUCACGAAAAGUUAACUGAUUCUGGCAUCGAGACUGCUGGAGAGGAUCGCACUAAUUCGACCGGUGGUUGGCAAGAUGUGACCGAAUUCGGCUGGACAUUGCGCGGUCAAGAACUUUCGGUUGUGAAUUGCACGGUUUCCGCUGCACAAAUCGUGUUCCCGAUUUCCACUAGCCGUCUUGGACGUUUGGAAUUAGUGCUCGAGUCAUAG